AUGCAGGCAGGACUCUCUGAAGACUUCGGUGCAGGUGAGCCUGCGGACAGGAUUGCAGCAGGCAGAUAUCGAACUUGCGUGUGCACCAGUGCGCACGGCCUUGCAGUGUUCGGGGAAGCAUUGGAUACACCCGGACUUGGCAACCACAUCAAGGCGGUUGCCUGCGGAGCCUUCCACCUUUGCGUCUUGCUCGAGGAAGGGAGUCUGCAAUGCUACGGGAGCAAUAGCUGCCAACAAUGCGAGGUUCCUGCAGACCUGCGCGAGGUGGUGAUGGUGGCGGCAGGGGACCAACACACCUGCGCAGUAACUUCCAUUGGAGAUCUGGUUUGUUUUGGCGAGGACCACGUCGGACAGUGCAGAGUCCCACCAGACUUGGGCCCCAUCGGUGCUGUGAGUGCCGGGACCUUCCACACCUGCGCGAUGACAGUUGACAGGCGGCUGGCAUGUUUUGGCAGCAGCCGCUUCGGACAGUGUGAGCCUCCGGAGCAGUUUGCGCAUCAAGGGUCUGUCAUAGCUGUUGCAGCCGGGGGCAAACAUACCUGCGUCAUCGAGAGCGGAAGCAGACAUUUGGUGUGUUUUGGGGACGACACUUACGGUCAGUGCAGCGUUCCUGAUAACCUUGGGCCUGUGCUGAUGAUUGCAGCGGGACUUCGGCACACCUGUGCAAUAACAGACAGCCAUGAGCUGGUUUGCUUCGGAGACGACUUCUUUGGCCAGUGCUCUGUCCCAGAGGACGUGGGCAUUGUGGCUGCAGUGCAGGCGGGAGCUUACCACACGUGUGCAGUGAGGCUGGAUGGUUGUAGCAUGGCGUAG
Symbiodinium pilosum is the source of this 813-nucleotide messenger RNA. Lineage: Eukaryota; Dinophyceae; Suessiales; Symbiodiniaceae. The record is from the annotation of a GenBank genome assembly.